CGGAGGACGACGAUGAUGUAGCUCGUGUUGACGGAAGGAAUUAAUCAUUCUGGGCCUACAGGGUAGCUGGUGGGCGUGCAUUUUAAAAUAGGAUAAUUCUAUUACGAGUUAAAUUUCAAUGUCUAGAAUUGAAAACUAUUGUUCGACUUAAAUUCCAUGUUGAUCUAGAGCAGUCAAGUAACAGGUGAGCCGUUACCAUGGCUACAGUGGAUGUGGUCAGUGCCAAGAAGUUGGUGGAGAACUUGCAGACUGACCUUCGGGCUCUGUCCAAUGAAGCUAAGAAGAAGUAUCCGCCGGUGAAAGAGGCGGCUGAAGCAGGCAUUCUAAGGAUACGAACUGUGGUGGCAAAGAACAAAAACAUCAUUCCAGCCUUGGUAGCCUGUAGUGGUGAGAUAAUGCAACCUUUUCUACUGGGCUGUGAUACCAAGAAUCUACGCAUUGUCCAAAUCUGCCUAGCUUCAAUUCAACGACUAAUAGCCAAGCAAGCAUUGUCUCCAGCGGCUGGAGCGAACGUGAUCAACAUGUUGUGGAACCUGAUGGAUUCUGGGAUUGAGGAUCUAAAAGUUUUACAAACAACUUUGGUGCUAGUUACAACAAGUACUGUUGUCCGUGGCAACGCUCUUGCCAGGGCUAUUGUUAUAUGUUUCCGGCUACAUUUUUCUAAAGACAACACAAUUAGCAACACGGCAUCAGCAAUAGUUCAACAAGUCGUAUGCACUGUGUUUGAACGUGUGUUAGCAGAAGACGAAGCAAAUGCUGCUGGUGCAGAAGACGAUGCUGAAAAAAAUGUUUUAAAAUCCAACAGUCGCCUGCCUCCCAAGUCACUUAGACCAUGUGCUACUGAUGCUUACCUUCUUUUCCAGGACCUUUGUCAGCUGGUGAAUGCUGAACAUCCUACCUGGCUGCUUGGCCUUACAGAGAUGAGUAGAACAUUUGGCCUAGAACUCUUAGAAUCCCUUCUUAAUAGUUUUCCUCAGGUCUUUCUGAGACAUAAAGAAUUUAGUUUCUUGUUAAAAGAGCGUGUGUGUCCACUAGUAAUUAAGCUCUUCUCACCAAGCCUCAAACACAAGCAGAAUAUGAUGUCCACUGGACCCUUAGUUGCGGACAAGCCGUACUUCCCACUCAAUAUGAGACUUCUGAGGGUGGUCUCCGUCCUCAUCAAUAAGUACUACUCAAUACUUGUUACAGAGUCUGAGAUAUUUCUGUCGUUGCUGGUGAAAUUUCUUGAAGGGGACAAGCCUAUGUGGCAGAGAAUACUGGCGUUAGAAGUUUUGCAUAAAUUAUGUGUACAAUUAAAGUUGCUACGGAGCUUUUGUCAGUCCUACGAUAUGAAGGCUCAUUCCACCAAGAUUUUUGCUAAUAUUGUGAAUGCUCUAGGCUCCUUUAUACAGUCACUCUUUGUGCACCCCAUUGUUGAGAGGCAAGGUUCCACUACAGAUGGUGGAAUAACAUCUUCACCGGGGAUAGUGGGUAGCAUGUCUGUGGGAGGGGGAGUGACCCCGCAACCAGCGUUUGCUUACAAAGGUGUGUGGAUACCGCUCAUCAAUGUUGCUGCAACCGGAUCAGCGAAACCAGUUUUUCUUGAGAUGCUGGACAAGUUAGAACCGCCAACUGUUCCUGAUGGUUAUGGACUCUCCAUCGCCUUCACUUGUCUUCUAGAUGUCGUUAGAAGUGUUUCCGCAAUAGUCACUUCUGAACUUGAAGCAGAGCAGCGACGUAAAGAUAAAGAGCAAGGUGUUAGUCCUAAAAUAAAUGGAGGUCCUGUGUUAGACCGCAACGAUGCCGUACUUGAUGAUGUUGAUCCAAGUUUGAAGAACUUGUGGGAGGAGCUUGUAAAUGCAUCGUGGUGCGGGGUUCUAGCAGCAUUGUCGCUGCUUUUAGAAGCAUGCACGGAUGAAACUGGCACUCAGUCUAUUUUGAAGUCGCUUGAAGUUUAUGCAAGCUUAUGUGGCAAGCUUGGUAUGACUGUAGCAAGGGAUGCUUUCAUAACAUGCCUCUGCAAAGCCUCCUUACCGCCACACUACGCACUCACAGUACUCAACAUUGCAACUCCUCAAAACAUAUCAAAUAAAGGUCAUAAGAGGAAUGUCAGCAGAGAUGGUCUUUCUAAUCAACAUGGCCAGGGAGUGGACGGCAACUCAAAUGAGCCUGGAGAUGGACGGAACCAGGUAGUGGCUGUGGGAACUGCUCUGCCUACUGUCCAAGGAACACAGCAGGGCCCUGUCAUGCUUACAGCAAAGAACAUACAGUGCAUGCGAGCUAUUCUUAGCGUAGCCCACUGCCACGGUGGAAUCCUGGGCACUGCUUGGCAUUUGGUCCUCACCACCCUACAACAUUUGGCCUGGAUCCUAGGCCUAAAGCCCAGCACAGGGGGUAGCCUAAAGGUCAGUGGUGCAUCAGAGACAGCCAAUUCUGUCAUUACUACCGCCGUAAUGGGUGAGCUACCUAUCCUGUCGGCCAUGUUGUCACGGUUGUUUGAGAGCUCUCAGUACCUCGACGAGGUAGCCCUGCACCACCUGAUAGAUGCCCUAUGCAAACUUUCAAGUGAAUCAAUGGAAAUUGCGUAUGCAAAUAAGAUUUCUAGGGGCGAUAAGGAACCGUCAUUGUUUGCAGUUGCUAAGCUUCUGGAGACAGGCCUAGUUAAUUUGUCAAGGGUCGAGGUACUGUGGCGACCGGUCACGGCUCACCUAUUGGAGGUGUGUCAACACAGUCAUAGCAGAACCAGGGACUGGGGAGCAGAAGCCGUCACCUCUCUAAUCAAGGCCUCCCUAGCAUAUAAAUUCCAGCCCCCGCUUCAUGAAAACUUGAAACUUCAAACCAUGUUGUUGUCACCUUUACAAGAGCUGUCGGUUAUUCAACAUCCUGACAUCCGUCAGAAGCAACUGGAAUGUGUUCUCCAGGUUCUCCACAACAAUGGAGAAACUCUGGCACAUGGAUGGCCUUUGGUUCUUGGUGUCAUUGGGGCAGUUUCUGAUGAUCAGGGGGACAAUCUUAUCAGAACUGCAUUUAAGUGCUUCCAACUAGUCACCACUGAUUUUCUACCCAUAAUGCCACGGUAUGGCCUACAAAUUUGCAUCUCUGUGGCGGCUAAAUUUGGACUUCAGAAGGAAGAACUGAAUAUUAGUCUAACUGCUGUAGGAUUAUUGUGGAAUAUAUCAGAUUAUUUGUACCAAAAUCGAGUAAGCAUAUGUGAGGGACUGGAAAAAGAAUCAAAUCUUGUUGAAGGCACAAAUGAUAGUUCUCCAAAUGAGGCCCCAGUUCCACCCUUUGAUGCCCUCUGGUUGACCCUUUACUCAAAGCAAGCUGACCUGUGCGUAGACUCCAGACCAGCUGUUAGGAAGAGUGCAGGCCAAACAUUAUUUUCUACUAUCAGUGCUCAUGGGUCUCUACUGCAACAGACAACCUGGAGUACGGUGCUAUGGCACGUGUUGUUUCCUCUGCUGGAUAAAGUAAAGAAGCUGUCUGGUGCAGCCAAGCAAGACAAGUCAGACGUGAGUGGUGGCGUCAAUAUUCUGAUACACCACUCACGGGACACAGCAGAGAAACAGUGGGCAGAGACUAAAGUACUUACAUUAGCAGGCGUCGCCAGGGUCUUCAACACCUGGAGGCAGCAACUAAUUCUUCUAGGUGAUUUUCCAAGAGCUUGGGCACUGUUGCUGGAACAUAUAGAAGCCUCAGCUCUUAGUACGAGUAAUGAAGUAUCAUUGAACGCUUUGAAAAGUUUCCAAGAAAUACUACAACUACAGUCUUCAUCCCCUUCCCCUAAAGUUGCACUGGAGAGGGCAACAUCAUUUGAAUCAAACAUCUCCGCACCAAAACCUGAACGAAUCAAAAGAACUACUUCAAAUGAUAUGCCCAAAGUUAAAUCAAGUAAUGAAAUUGAGGUCGUCAUGGACGACUUUACUUUAUGGUCAACAGCGUGGAGGGUUUGGCACAGUAUUGGGAUUAACGGAACCAAACCGCCAACGUCAAAAACCGCAAAAACUCUACCGUCACAAGCAUUCCUAACAACGCUGCUGCAGAUAUUUCCCACGUUAUUCCAGCACAUCAAGGCUAAGUUUGUAGCAUCUGACUUCCAGAAACUGUCACGAGUUCUCCAGUGUGCCGUAUCGGUUCCAAUUCAUGCGGAUGCAUCGCCAUUUAUACUCCCCUCCUCAAUGCUUGAUGCGGAACUCACUGGAUUACAGGAAGCGGCACUGAAUGCAAUAAAUUGUGUUUCUAAGGCAGUAGGUGCUUCAGAGACCAUGCAAUCCAUGCAUCCAGCCGUGUUUGAUCAACUACUUACAUUUGUCACAUAUGCUUGCCAAGCGCCUUCUUUUGGUCAGAUUGAGACCAGGGUCAUCUCAAAAACAGCAACAAAGCAGUCUGCUGAGUAUUUACAUUCAUGGAUUCAAUGUAAGGAAAAAUGGGAGAGUUUUAGAGGAUGCCUACAGGCUGAAUGGGUGAGCAUGAAUUAUGUGCCCUUUGCUGAGAAGAGUCUUAGCAUGACUACUUCCCUCUAUAAGAAGACAGCAACUCGGCCAGCAGUCAUGGAACAACAGGUUCUGCAGAAUAUUCUAAGAGUCCUCCAGAUGCCCCUUGGUCUGAAGUACGCUUGCCCGUCAGCGAGCACCUGGAAACUAGCUGUGACAUCUCUAUUGGAAAUUCUGCACGUUGGUCUACCAGUUGCCCGAAACCCGGCGUAUAGUAAACAUUUCAAAUCAAUGUGGUUAGAUCUUGCGGCUGCCUUAGAGUUGUUUCUUUUCUCUGAGCAUCCGGCACCGGCAACGCUCUCGGUAGAGGAGCAACAGCAAGACGAGGCUAUGGACGUGAAUGUUGUAUUGCUGAUUCAGAAUGAGGUGUUACCCUACUCAACUGCCCUGCCCCCGCAGUUUACCGCCAAGAUAAUGGGCCUACUCAAUAGGGGCUCUAUUCACUCAGCCAGCUCUUCAAGUUUCCUAGAUACCAAUAAUACAGAGCUAAGGGAGGAGUUUGCAAAGACUUGUUUUGAGACUCUGUUACGAUUCUCAUUCAUCACUCAGAGUCUGGUGUCUGAAGAGGGCGCUAUUACCAAAAUGGCAAUGUCGGCACUGCUUCAACGAUGUCAGGAAGUUCUUAGGAAAUAUGUUGAGGAUGAGAGGUUGAGUGGCAAGUGUCCAUUACCACGGUCACGGAUGGCAGAAAUAUCGUUUGUUCUGAAGGCUCUCACAACUCUGAUGGAAUCUUUAAAAAAAGCACAGAGUGGUAAUGUUGAUGUUAACACAUGGGAUCAGGUAAUUGAUCUCUAUCCAACGCUUGUCGAUUGCACAACAUGUACGUCAACAACUGUGUGUAGCGCCCUCAGAGAUGUACUGAGUCAGUACCAUGACCUAUUGCUGCCCCCAUCAAGUGCGAUGCAGAAUGGCCGAUGAGAGAAAAGAAAAACAGAUUAUGGUCUAUCUAUAACGUAUCUCCAGUGCAAUUGUAGGUUACAAACAUUCUCCAUGUGGAUGUGAAAGUGAGCGAAAAAUCAACCAGUUUUGUAUAAAAGAGAUUUAAAGAUUAGAGACCUGAUACUGAUAAAUAAACUUAGAACAUAGUGAAGUAUUUUUUAUUAAAUUUCAAAUGGGUCUGUAUGAUAAUCUGAAGAACUAUCAGAUUCCAAGAUGUUGAUGGGAAAAACGAAAGAAGUGUUAAAUAUGCAUUAAGUUUUAUAAAAAAAAAA
Anneissia japonica is the source of this 5683-nucleotide messenger RNA. Its product is annotated as protein MON2 homolog. The coding region runs from base 198 to 5390 and encodes 1730 amino acids. The transcript is spliced from 33 exons. NCBI's taxonomy places the organism in Eukaryota, Metazoa, Echinodermata, Crinoidea, Comatulida, Comatulidae. The record is from RefSeq and is a predicted model, not a curated record.